Molecule: messenger RNA, 1791 nt
Organism: Candida tropicalis MYA-3404
Lineage: Eukaryota; Fungi; Ascomycota; Pichiomycetes; Serinales; Debaryomycetaceae
Gene: XUT1
Product: Xut1p
Exons: 1
Coding region: 1-1791 (596 amino acids)
Biological process (GO): transmembrane transport; xanthine transport
Cellular component (GO): membrane; fungal-type vacuole
Molecular function (GO): xanthine transmembrane transporter activity
Source: RefSeq, a predicted model, not a curated record
AUGAAACUUGAUAUUAAAUCAACUAUUAAAAGACUUGUCCGUAAAUGGACCACCAAAGAUGGACUUCUAGGUGAUUAUGAUUAUAAAUAUUUAUUUACCCCAGAUAUACCAUUUUUAACAAAAGAACCCAAAACACAACCAUUUUUUGGAUUAGAUUCAGAUAUGCCAGUUUUAUUAGGAGCAAUAUUAGGAUUUCAACAUGCUUUAGCAAUGUUAGCAGGGGUUGUUACAGUUCCAAUAAUGAUUUCAUCUGCUGCUAAUUUAAGUAUUGAAAUGCAACAAUAUUUAGUUAGUACUUCAUUAAUUGUUAGUGGACUUUUAUCAUUAAUUCAAAUUUCAAGAUUUCAUAUACCUAAAACGUCAUAUUAUUUAGGUACUGGAUUAUUAUCAGUUGUUGGUACUUCAUUUGCAACAAUUACAAUUGUUACUAAAGCAUUACCUAUAAUGUAUCAAGAUGGUACAUGUCCUGUUUCAGAUGAUGGAACUCAAUUACCUUGUCCUGAUGGUUAUGGGAAAAUUUUAGCAAGUGGUUGUGUUUGUGCAUUAUUGGAAAUUUUAUUAUCUUUUAUAAAUCCAAAAUUAUUACAAAAAAUUUUUCCUCCUUUAGUUACUGGUCCAGUUGUUUUAUUAAUUGGUAUUCAUUUAGUCGAAAGUGGAUUUAAUGAUUGGGUAGGUGGUUCUGGAUGUAUUGGUGAAACUUGUACUUAUGGUAAUUUUACUGAACAAUGGGGUGAUGCAAAAUUUAUUGGUUUAGGAUUUUUAGUAUUUGUUAGUAUUAUAUUAGCUGAAAGAUUUGGGGCACCAAUAAUGAAAAGUUGUGCUGUUAUAUUUGGUUUAUUAAUUGGUUGUAUUGUUGCUUCAGCUGCUGGUUAUUUCAGUUCAACAAAUGUAUCAGUUGCUCCUGCUGCCAGUUUUAUUUGGGUUCAUACUUUUAAAUUAGAAGUUUAUGGUCCUAUAAUAUUACCAUUUUUAGCGGUUUAUAUUGUUCUUAUGAUGGAAUGUAUUGGUGAUGUUACUGCAACAAGUGAUGUUUCAAGAUUGCCAGUUAGUGGAGAAUUAUAUGAAUCUAGAAUUCAAGGUGGUGUUUUAGCUGAUGGAUUUGGUGGCAUUCUUUCAACAUUAAUGACAAUAACUCCAAUGUCUGUAUUUGCUCAAAAUAAUGGUGUUAUUUCAAUUACAAAAUGUGCUAAUAGAAAAGUUGGUUAUUGGUGUUCAUUUUUCAUGAUUGUUAUGGGAAUUUUUGCUAAAUUUGCUGGUGCUAUAACUUCAAUUCCAAAACCUGUUCUUGGAGGUAUGACAAGUUUCUUAUUUGCCCUGGUGGCAAUUAGUGGGAUUAAAAUUAUUUCAACUACUGAAUUUACAAGAAGAGAUAGAUUUGUAUUAACUGCAGCUAUAUUACCUGGUUUAGGGGCAACUUUAAUUCCAGAUUGGUUUGAUAAUGUAUUCACUUAUGAUGGUGGUAAUAAAUCUUUAAAAGGUUUUUUCAAUGCCAUUGUAUUAGUUAUGGAAACUGGUUUUGCUGUAACUGGAUUUCUUGGUGUUAUUUUAAAUUUAUGUUUACCUCAAGUUCAAGAUGACGUUGAAGAAAUUAAUGAAUUGGUUUUAGAAACUGUUGGUUCUGCUGAUCAAGCUGCAAGAGAUGAAUUCGAAAAGAAACAAGGGGUUGAUUUAGAAGUCUUAAGAAGUCAAUUGAGUAAUAAUAAGCAAAAUGGUGGUAAUGAUGGUGUUAGAAAUGUCAUGGGGACUUUAGUUAUUGAUUCUUCAAGUGAUGGAAUUCCUGACUUGAAAUAG